Messenger RNA from Clonostachys rhizophaga, 2067 nucleotides. The record is from the annotation of a GenBank genome assembly. NCBI's taxonomy places the organism in Eukaryota, Fungi, Ascomycota, Sordariomycetes, Hypocreales, Bionectriaceae.
AUGAGAUCGCCUCCGACUUCUGGGGCCCGAAAGCAUAGGAAGACGUUCACGGGAUGCUGGACAUGCCGCUCUCGGAAGGUCAAGUGCGAUGAGGCGAGACCAACGUGCCUCCAAUGCCGAUCAAAGAGUCUGUUCUGCCAAGGGUAUGGAGUUCGGCUGCAGUGGGUUCAUUCCUCUGACGGAGACCAUGAUGCCCCUCGCAUGAAGAUUCAACGGAGCCAGGUCACAACUAAGCAUAAUUGCCAGUCUUUCGAAUCGGCCGAGAUAGAUGACAUCCUUGACUCCAUCGACGCCUACGAGCCGCUGGAGUCUUCUGCUCCUGGCUCUGGCGACCACUUCUUUAUCCACAACUUCGGAGUCUUGAACCCCUGUCCCCUCUCUCAAGUGGAGAGGUUGUCUACAUCUGUGAUUCCUGACGAGCACGAUUCGUCCAUGGCCUCAGAUGAAGGUUCGCCGUUUGAUAGUAUUACCGAUGAGCAACUUAACUCAUCACAUCUCGAUGGCGCAACCCCCCCUUUAUUCUUGGGUGAGGACGACUCUCAUGCACCACAAACAGACUUCGGCUCUAGUAUCUUGUUUGAUGCCAUUUCACCAUCAUUCUUUGACGCUCCCAAUUUUGCCGUGGGAGCAAUUAACGGUCAUGACUCUGAGCCGUUGCAAGACCCAGGAGCUGUACCUUUACAGCACUACGAAUGGGCCUCAACCGGCAGUGCUUUGAUCCGGAAUCCAUGCUCAUUAUCUCUGCCGGAGCAGGAACAGUUCCUCAUGUACCACUACACCCACCGAGCCGUGAACCUUUUUUGCGUGAUUGAUAACCGGAAGAGUCCCUGGAAAACAAUUCAUCUGCCUCGAGCGAUGCAGAGCAUUGGGCAACUGAGUAUCUCAGGGUCGAGCUCAUCAAUUAGAAAUGCCCUACGAAAUGCACUCCUCUCUAUAAGCGCCUUUUACCUCUCCAACGAAGGGAAAUCGCGUUUUUGUCCCGAUGAUGCUGCGAAGUGGGCGAGACAAGCAACGAUCCUCCGAGGCAGGGCCAUUGAACUUCUCAAAGAUGCAGUCAACACCGACUUCAACACUAAAUGCAUACCCAAAUACAAAGAGUUUUUAGCUACCAUGCUUUCAAUGAUCACGAUCAAUGUCAUGUCGGGAGACACAAGUACAUGUGGUGUUCACCUUGACGGUGCUUUUCGCUUCAUGACGCAGGCAAAGACCUGGAAGAGCAAGUUUUCUCCCAAGGCGCUUGCACUCCACCGCAUCUACUUUUAUCUGCAGGCCAUAUACGAAAGCACCGCUCUCCAUUAUCAUGAAAUCGGGUCUUCUUCUUAUCAGUCUCUGGAAGCAGGCGCGCAACGACCACUGCGGUUAACGUUACGUGACGGCAUUGAUCCAGCCGCCACAAGUCUCCCCCAGUCUUCUCGAUUGUCAAUCGAGCCUAACUUGCAAAUGAGCACAUACGAGUGUAUCUACGGGGUCCCCCAGAACCUCUUAGUACUCUUCUUUGAGAGCACGCGGUUGAUCCGGCGAGUGUUCUCUUUCCAGAAAAAGGAGGGCAAGGGAAAUCUGUCUGCUGAGCUUGUGAGCUACUGUGACGAUCUAGAACAGUCAAUAAUGGACUGGCCCAUUGACACUGAACUGCAACGUUGCCGGUUGGAUACUUCAGGCCCGAGCUACGACAUUAUACGGCACACAACUUGCGCUUUCCACAAUGCCUUGAUCAUCUACUUUGCACAGCAUAUCCGACGCCUCAGUUAUAGAUACCUACAUCAGUAUGUGCAAACCGUGCUCGAGAACAUCGAGGCGAUAGAGAAGAUCAAGGCAGAAUCAAGGAUCUUGGCGGCACCGAUAUACUGGCCCGCGUUUAUCGCUGCAAGCGAAGCUUUCAAUGAGACCUUGCAGAACCGCUUCAAGACUUGGUAUGAUCAGGUUGAAGUGUACGGGAUCGAGGCAAGGAGGUCAGGGAUACAGGUGCUCUUGGAGGUAUGGAAACGCGGCCCUACGACUGGAGCCGAUAUGACGAGCCGGUGGCGGAUGGUUGUGGAGGAGACUGAGGCUCACCUGAUGUUAAGUUGA